Molecule: messenger RNA, 1367 nt
Organism: Pararge aegeria (speckled wood butterfly)
Lineage: Eukaryota; Metazoa; Arthropoda; Insecta; Lepidoptera; Nymphalidae
Exons: 4
Coding region: 92-901 (269 amino acids)
Source: RefSeq, a predicted model, not a curated record
UGUCAAACAAGUGUCAAAAUUACGUUCUAUGAAAUUGAAAACAGAAAAAUUAAAAUUAAAAAUCGUACGUUUCCGUUUAUAAUUUCACGGCAUGGAUGAAAAUAUUGAUAAUAAUGUAGCUGUUUUGGCUAUAUUGGAUAAUCAGUCUUCACCAUACGAGCAGAACUUAAACAUCACAAAUUAUGAUCAGUCCCAUCAAAUAAAUCAAGAGGAAAUUGAGACCAGUGAGACAAGUAAACAAAAUAUUAUUUGGACAAAAAAUGCAACAUUAAUGUUACUGAAUUUAUAUGAAACUAAACUGAAUGUGUUAGACAAUCCAAAAAAGAAAUCCAAAAUGUGGAUAUCAAUGGCGGAAGAACUCAAAUCCUUUCAUAUUGAGGUGACACCAGAUCAAGUCAGGUGGAAAAUCAAUGCUCUUACAAAAAAGUACAAAGAUUGCAUUGAUAAUGGACAAGGGUCCGUAGUAUUCAAGUAUUUCAAUGAAAUGCAUCAGAUUCUCGGAAGAUACAAUGAAGACAGUGGAGCUUACAGGCUAGCGUCAGGUGUAAUCCAAGGCCCAGAAGUAGGCAAAAAUCUUAUUGCACCAUGUAGAAAAAUUUCCUUUAAAAACACUACACCAUUCAGAAAGUUGAGAGCAGAACGAAGGGCCAAAGUUGAAAUAGACAAGCAAUGGAUUGAUUAUAUAAAAAGACAUGAAGAACAGAAGCAAAUAAGAGAUGAGAGAUAUGAACGAAGUUUAAGGUUGAGGGAGGAAGAAUUACAGCUAAAGAAAAAGGAAUUAGAAAUAAAACAGUCAAUAGCACUAAGAAAAUUAGAGUUAAGAGAGAAAAGACAAGAAGAAAUCCUUAAAAUUGAACGGGAAAAAUGUGCUUUGUUAAGAAAAUUAUUGAAUGACCACUAAAAAUCAUUUAGUUUACUUCAAAUAUAUUUAAUAGUGCUAAUUCUAUUAUGCACAAAUCUCAAACUAAAUUGGCAGAUCUAAUAAUAAUGCUGUCUUUUUGUACAUUCUAAAAGGAUAUUUACUUUUAGACCCCAUUAGCUUACUUUACUCAUUUGUGUAGAAUGUAAUUGGUACCACUAUUCUAAAAAGAUAUGGGUGUAAUAUAAUUUUAUGUCAAAUCUCAUUAGAACUUAAAAUGUUGUAAGUAUUCUAAAUUUAUAUUUCUGUAUUAUGAAAUUUAUAAUUUAUAUUUAUUUAUUAGUUAUAUUGGAAUACUCCUUUAACAGGUUUUCCUAUAAAGCAUAACCAAUCUACCUGUUAUAGGGGUAUAACUGUAAUUGGACAUAGUUAAGGGAAAAGAAUACAACCCUAUAGGUAGUUUAAGGGAGCUACUGGGAGCUAAUUUCUAGUGUAACAUCACAAUAGU